Messenger RNA from Chaetomium strumarium, 2042 nucleotides. RefSeq lists its product as uncharacterized. The record is from RefSeq and is a predicted model, not a curated record. NCBI's taxonomy places the organism in Eukaryota, Fungi, Ascomycota, Sordariomycetes, Sordariales, Chaetomiaceae. The coding region runs from base 207 to 1940 and encodes 577 amino acids. The transcript has 7 exons. Gene Ontology annotation, molecular function: CoA-ligase activity.
CAAGUCCUCAUUCCGUGAGGUGUUGUCCCACCGUCUCUUCAUUGUUUGUUCGCGUAUUUGUCUCUUGUCCAUUGGUUUGUCUAUCCAAACGUCAAGGCAACUCUGUCCUCCCGUCUUCAUCGCCGCCAAAUUCACAAAGCCCAGCGUGUUGUUGAUUUGCCAAAUCAUAGUGAACACGGAACCACACACCGCCAGACAGUCACAAGAUGGUCUUCUAUCCUCCGCCAUGGGUGCCGAAACUGCCUUUCGACCCUCCCGAUUCAAUCACAAUCGGGGAGUUCAUGAGAAGUGAGAUCUAUGGACGGCACCCAAUUGCCAGGAGCAGGAAUCCCUUCACUUGCGGUCUCACGGGGAAGACGUACACCGUGACCGAGUCGCACGCACGCUCCGAUCAGAUCGCAAGGGCCCUGUCCAAGAUCCUGGGCUGGGAGCCCAAUGCCGACUCGCCGUGGGACAAGGUCAUCGCCGUGUUCUCUUUCAACACCAUCGAUUAUCUUGGCGUACUGCAUGCUAUACACCGCUUGAACGGCAUUGCCACGCCCGCCAAUGUCGCAUACUCAGCCAGCGAGCUGGAGCAUCAGCUCAGGUCGUCCGGUGCCAAGGCCCUCUUCACCUGCGUGCCGGUGCUGGAGGCGGCGCUGAAGGCUGCGAAGGCAGUGGGGAUACCAGAGGACAAGAUCUUUCUCAUGGAUCUUCCAUAUCACUCCCACAAGCCGUCGUUUAGGACCGUCGAUGACUUGGUCGAGAUGGGCGGUUCGGCGCCGGAACUAGAGCCUCUGAAGUGGGUAAAGGGGCAGGGUGCCCGCCAGGUGGCCUUCCUCUGCUACUCCAGCGGCACCUCGGGCCUGCCGAAAGCCGUCAUGAUUUCGCAUAGGAAUGUGAUCGCCAAUACCAUGCAGUAUUGCAUCUUCGAAGACGUGUCUAGAAAGAAGCUCGGAGUCGUCACGCAAGUGGUACUGGGGUUGCUUCCGUUCAGCCACAUCUACGGUCUGGUAGUGGUGGCACACGGCGCAACAUGGCGUGGCGACGAGGUUGCUGUCCUGCCGAAGUUUGAGCUUACGGAAUAUCUCCAGGCUAUCGAGCGGUUCAAAAUCAACCACCUGCUUGUAGUGCCCCCAAUUGUCAUUCGCAUGCUGAGCAACAAGGAUACGCUCAGAAAGUAUGAUCUCAGCAGUGUCAGGUUGCUGUUUACAGGGGCAGCACCACUCGGAAAGGAGACGGCCGAAGAAAUCCUCCGUCUCUAUCCUACCUGGCAUGUUGGCCAAGGCUAUGGAAUGACCGAAUCCUCCACCGUGGUCUGCUCCACAAGCGAACACGACAUCUGCCAGGGGACAUCCGGCUCCCUGAUACCUGGUACACGAGCGAAAGUCAUGGACGCGGACGGAAAAGAAAUCAACGAGUACGGCAAGCCCGGAGAGCUGUUUGUGCAAUCUCCAUCCGUCACACUAGGCUACCUGAACAACGAGAAGGCCACGGCGGAAGCGUUUGUCUGGGAUGAGGACGGGCGGUGGCUGCGGACCGGCGACGAGGUCGUCGUGACCAAGUCACCCAACGGGUACGAGCACAUUACCAUCGUCGAUCGUCUCAAGGAGUUAAUCAAGGUCAAGGGCCACCAAGUUGCCCCCGCCGAGCUGGAAGCGCACCUCCUGACCCACCCGGCCGUGGACGACUGUGCUGUGAUUGCAGUCCCGGACGAGCGGGAUGGCGAAGUACCCAAGGCCUUCGUUGUGACACCCGCCUCGAUGGCCUCGCGCAAGGACGAGGAAAUGGCGGCCGAGAUUAUCAAGCAUGUCCAGGACCACAAGGCACACUACAAGUGGCUCAAGGGGGGCAUCGAGUUUAUCGAUGCUAUUCCUAAGAGCCCGAGCGGCAAGAUUCUGCGGCGGCUGCUCAGGGAUCGGGAAAGGGAGGCUAGGCGGGCAAAGGGGGCCAAGCUGUGAUGAGUCGUGAAUGCAGCCCAUUGGACGUGCCGGGGUGUGUUCUGAAGUUAAGCCGGGAAUAUACCACCACCGACUCACUAGAAUUUGCAUAACCCUUUUUAU